ACACUAAAAACCUCACCCCAACGCCAGAGUAACAAGCACACACCCACUCCUCUCUCCCCAUCCAUUCCCCUGCUUAACAAUGCCUCCCCGGCUUGGCAACAAUGGCUACGAAGACGACGACGACCAGGACCUGCUCGACGAGGGCCGGCGUAGGGCAAGUCGGAUCCUGUCUGGCUUCAUCGACUUUGCCUUCCAAGGCAACGUGCUCGAGAUUGCCUUUGGUUUGAUUCUGGCCUCCAUGUUCACGGCUGUUGUCACGUCGCUGGUCAGCGACAUUCUGCUGCCGCCCAUCUCGGUCAUCCUGCCGCUGAACAAGAACUUGGAGGAAAAGUUCGCUGUCCUGCAGGCGGGACCCAACCAUGACCCUGACACGGGCUACAACACGCUGAAGCAGGCCCAGGAGGACGGCGCCGUCGUCAUGGCGUACGGAUACUUCCUCAACAGGCUCGUUAACUUCGUGGGCGUUGGGUUUUCUCUGUACGGGCUCGCCUCGAUCUACCAGUGCUUUUCCAAGGACCCGAUAAUUAAGCAUACGGUUAAGUGCAAGUACUGCCGGAAGCGGAUUAAUGAGAAGUCUACGCGGUGCAUCAACUGUACCAGUUGGCAAGACGGAAGAGAGGACAGGCCCUACGGCCGUUAGUAGUUGGCACUCCGUGGUGCCUCAUAUUGCAUGGACUGGACCGUACCAAGCCUGCGACGGCGAAGAGCUUCGAAGCUACCGUCCGGGCCUGGAAGGAGAUGAGGGGACGUC
This is a messenger RNA of Lasiosphaeria miniovina, 751 nucleotides long. RefSeq names its product large-conductance mechanosensitive channel. Gene Ontology annotation, molecular function: mechanosensitive monoatomic ion channel activity. Bases 80 to 640 code for a protein of 186 amino acids. Gene Ontology annotation, biological process: monoatomic ion transport. Gene Ontology annotation, cellular component: membrane. The transcript is spliced from 4 exons. NCBI's taxonomy places the organism in Eukaryota, Fungi, Ascomycota, Sordariomycetes, Sordariales, Lasiosphaeriaceae. The record is from RefSeq and is a predicted model, not a curated record.